Chaetomium fimeti is the source of this 1092-nucleotide messenger RNA. RefSeq names its product HAD-like domain-containing protein. Lineage: Eukaryota; Fungi; Ascomycota; Sordariomycetes; Sordariales; Chaetomiaceae. The transcript has 2 exons. Gene Ontology annotation, molecular function: hydrolase activity, acting on halide bonds, in C-halide compounds. The record is from RefSeq and is a predicted model, not a curated record. The coding region runs from base 92 to 904 and encodes 270 amino acids.
ACCAGUCUCGCGAGACGCACACAUCCUACCCCCAACACCCACCCCAGGACUCAAUCAACAACAUAGCCAUCCCUCACUCAAACCAACCACAAUGUCCUCCCCCCACCCCUUCACACCCCCCAUCAAAGCCCUAACCUUCGACAUCUUCGGCACCGCCGUCGACUGGCGCACGCCCAUCACCACCGCCCUCACCACCGCCGCCACGAACAAGCUCACCUCCCCAGCCUUCGCCACACUCCCCAAAGCAACCCAAUCCCGCCUACAGUCCCUCACGCCCCAAGACUGGUCCGCUUUCGCCCAGUCCUGGCGCGACGCCUACAACACCUUCACACAUUCCUUCGAGCCCGGCACGACGCCGUGGAAGGACGUGGACACGCUGCACCGGGAGAGCCUGGCCUCGCUGCUGGAGGAGGAGGAGUGGGGGCUGGCGGGGGUGUACGACGACGGGGAGCUGGACGCGCUCAGCCGGAGCUGGCACUUCCUGACGCCGUGGCCCGACGUGGCCGAGGGCGUGCGGCGGCUGAACGCGGGGUUCGCGACGGCGAGCCUGUCGAACGGGAACACGGCGCUGCUGGAGGAUCUGAAUGAGUACGCGCGGCUGGGGCUAGGCCGGCUGGUUUCGGCGGAGGACUUCAAGGAGUACAAGCCGAGCGGGAAGGUGUAUCUGGGUGCGUGUAGGAUGUUGGGGCUGGAGCCGUCGCAGGUGGCUAUGGUGGCGACGCACUUGACGGAUCUAGCGGCGGCGAGGGGGUACGGGAUGCGGACGGUGUACGUCGAGCGGCCUGGGGAAGGGGAGUGGAAGGCGGACGAGGAGAGGUACGUGCAGGCGAGGGAGUGGGUUGAUGUAUGGGUCGCUGAAGGGGAGGGAGGCUUCGAGGAGGUCGCGAAACGGCUCGGGGUGUGAGGGAAGUCUUGUGUGUCCGAGGCCCCCAUAACUUACAGGUUUCCUAUGUUGACAGCACAUUUUUCGACCGAGAUAAACACAUCUCGGAAGUUGGCGACGGGGUUGGUUUUACAAAUCUCUCCCGCUUAGAAGUCGGCGGUCCAUCCCAUUCCUGGACCGAGAAGCGGGCUCGUGGCCCUGGCUCGGUA